AUGUGCGACACCACCCGCGAACGGCAGCACGCACUAACAUCAACCGAAAGCGCCCACCCACGGCACAGCCCGACACGGAGACACGACGAACCAGCACUGACGCCGAUCCCUCCCAAUCUCCUCGAACAAGAAAUCCUUCGGCGACUCAGCCCGCACUCAAUCCACGCGCCACCCGCCGACCAAACAUCGGGACUGUUCUCCAGCGUGCAGAGCAAUUGGGUCGCGCUGCCGUUGCCAGCCAACAACGACCACGUUCGUGACGAUACGGAGAUGGGCAGCGAUGGCGGUGACGGCCGUACGGCGCCGCAAGUUUGGAACGCGACGGCGCUCCUGCAGCCGCCGACAUUUUCGGCCUCGACCAAGGCCGAAAGACGCGCUUUUAUGCGCGAGUACCAGAAGUAUCUGGGGCAGAUAAAUGCUCUGCAGUGCAGUGGAUCAAGUCCGUCCGCGAUGCCCGUGAGCGCCUGCAUGGACCCGUUCUCGAAGCGCCGUAUCGCGCUGUUCGACUUCAACCGCGAGCAUCAUUCCAUCACGAACGAUGAGUGGAUCGCGUGGUUCAAGUCAGCGUUUGAGGAAGACCCUCAAGACCUGGACGUUUUGAAGCAACGUCGGCAGCGAGCGAUUCGCUUCGAUACGAAGGUCUUGGACGCAGAGUCCCGCAUCGGUCGUAUGCUUGACGAGCUGAUGCGCUCGUUGGAACAAGACCAUCAGGAGUGGAAGACAGAGGUUCAAAAGCAGCUGCAGUUGCAGCAGAACAAGGCGUUGAAGAGCGACGUUUUUGGUUAUGUUAACUGGCUACGAACAUUUGCAGCUGGCGAUCAGCUGUACGUUGGACUCGACGACAAGUCCAAAGCUUCCCCGGCAGCGAAGCCGGUAGAAGCUCCACGAGGCGGCAAGCCUCAUAUGACAAGACGUGACAGCGGCCGGGAAGAUGCUGCCAAGAACAAUGGCAGAGUCGGCGGAAAGGCCGAAACGAUCGUGCCCAAGAAUGCUGAGCCCCCUGCCAGGAAGGGCUGCUUGAAGUGCAGUGACAUGAGGUGCCCGAGGACCGCGCCUGGCGAAGCCGAAACGUUGUUGGCAGCGCAAGUCAAGCGCUGGAAGGACGGCAUCAAGGUGCUGGUCAACCAGCCGCAGUGCCAGAAGACAGAGCGCGGCGUGCUCUUGGAGAAUAUCGUCCGCGUGGACGAUGUGCUCUUGGACUCUGGUUCGGACGUGACCGUUGUCACGCGCGGCCGUUUGGCGUACCCGUAUGGCAGUGACGCCAAACCAGUGGUGAUGACGCGCAGCGUCAAGUUCAACUGCGUGACGCUGGACACGACAUGUGGACCGCUAGUGUUGCGCGGUCUGAAGGCCUGGGUCGACGACGCGUCGACUGCAACCGAACUCAUCGUGAGUCACCCAGUCAUGGAGUUACUGGGCUUCAGCGUGGAAGACCUCCUUGUCGGAGCAAGGAAGAAGAAGGAAGAAUGGGACGUCUCGUCCGUGCCGACGAAUGAACUGUCUGGCAUGGCGAAUGUCAAGCGCCUGAUGGCGGAGAAGUUGAAUCCGCCGGAGCUUGACCCCGAUGACGGGAUGGAGUGUACUACUCCGGAGGUUUACCCCAAAACCUCCGUUGAGGACGAAGCGAAGCACCGCCGCACGAAGCAGGGCGCCGUUCAAGCCAUUCUGGCGGCCAAGGCAGCCGAGGCGGAGACGCGCGGGCUUGCGCCCGCUGAAGCGACGCGGCUGCACGACUUAUUGGCCAAACACAUUGAUGUCUUCCGCGAAAACUUGGGCGACGAUCCACCAGUCAAGGUCGAGCCAUUGAAGGUUCGGAUCAAACCCGGCGCGACGCUGGUGAAGUGUGGGAUGCGGCGGUACCCGCCGCUGCAUCUGGAGUACAUGCGCAGCCAUGUGGCUGCCCUGGAAGCAAAUGGUAUGGUAUACCAAAACAACCGGGCUACGUGGGCCGCAGCCCCAAGGAUCGUGCCGAAGAAGGAAGUCGGCGACUUGCGCAUGAUGAUCGACAGUAGGCCAAUCAACGCCUGCACAGAGCCGAUGCCUUGGCCGAUGCCAAACCUGGACCGCGCGGUGGUCUGUCUGGUCGGAACGAACAUGUACUUCACGUUGAACUGGACCAAGGGGUACUGGCAGUUACCGCUGCAUGCGGAUAGCCAGAAGUACUUCUCGUUCGUGACGCCCUUCGGCGUGUACACUCCGACCCGCGUGCUCAUGGGACAGACGGACGCUGUCGCGUACUACCAGUCGGUUGUCCACCAAAUGUUUGGUGAGCUGCUGUUUCGAGGCCUGUUGGCCUGGCUCGAUGACUUGCUGGGGUCCGCCAAGACGACAGACGAGCUGCUCGACUUGUUAGACCAAGUCCUGUCCAUCUGUGCCGAGUUCGGACUCAAGUUGAGCCUGAAGAAGUGUCAUUUCUUUCUGCGCGAGGCAGAAUGGUGUGGCAAGGUGAUUAUGGUCGAUGGAAUCACCCAUUCCCCAAGCCGAAUUCAAGGACUUGUGGAUUUGUCACCGCCGCCGACCGCGGCCGACCUCCAGCAGUUUGUGUGUGUCACCAACUGGAUGCGUGCGAGCAUCCCCGGCUACAAUCAGCUGGUGGCGACGUCUGCUGGACUGCGUGUUGCACUCCCUGCCGUGGGAUGGUCGUCCGAUCAUCUCAAGUGUUGCAACGAGGUGAAACACGCGUUGGCGCAUGUGGUGCCCCUGUCGCACCCGCGAGAAGACAUGACGGUCUGCGUCUUCACGGACGCCAGUGACCUGUUUUGGGGUGCGGUCGCCACACAAGUACCGCCAGCGGACCUCGACUUGCCUCUCGAAGACCAGCGGCACCAGCCGCUUGCGUUCAUCAGUGGGUCGUUUUCUGGCGCGAGUGCGCGCUGGCCCAUCGUGGAGAAGGAGGCCUAUGCCGUGGUCGAGUCGUGCAAGAGACUCGACUACCUGGUCGUACGCCCGGGUGGUUUCCGUCUGUUUACGGAUCACCACAACCUGGUGUACAUCUUCAACCCAAGUGGCUCGAACGCCAACAUGGCCAAGUACCAGGCCGACAAGCUGCAGCGAUGGUCGCUGGUGAUGUUGACCUUCCCGUACACCAUUGAGUGCGUCUCGGGGGACGCGAAUGUAUGGGGCGACCCCCUGAGCCGAUGGGGUUCGGCUCCGACGGAUCAACCAGUUGCGAAUGUUCGCAAGUUGAUCCAUGUGGUGUCGCCCCUUCAACAAGUGGAUUUCGAGUGGCCGACAGCCGCAACGAUCAGCGGCAUCCAACGUUCAACCAUGGAAGGGGGAGGGACCCCCCCAAAUGGCGUGGAUUGGGUCGACGACUCCCAUUUUUGCGUGGUCCUAGACGGUCGAAUCUGGAUCCCAGACGGUGUUGUCGACCUACAGCAGCGGAUUUGUGUGAUCGCUCACCAAGGAGCCAGCGGUCACCGUCGCAUCGCAGCGACGACCAAGUCGUUGUCCGCCCGUCAGAAACAUGUGACGGACCUCCAAGUGGCCCUAGAAGAAACGCACCGCAACGUGGUGGUUCGAAGCGACAAGUUGCGUCAGCAAGCACGUGGACGCCGCGACCGAAAAUCCCAAGUCAAGUUUGCGGGUUUUUCGGUCGGCGAUUUUGUCGGACGGUAUCAACCGUCCGACAAAAUUGGCCCUGCAUUGGCGCGGUCCUGCCAAGUGACCAGAGUUAUCACAGACCAUGUGAUGAAAACUCAGCAGCUGGUGCCACCGUACGAAGUCACGGUCCAUCAUGCAUGCCGAUUGAAGAUGUACCACGAAGGUGGUAGAGAGGUGACCGAAGAGCUCAAGGCGCAGAUCGCGUUUGGCGAUGGUGGAUUUCAUGUGGAGCGCCUGGACGAAGCGCGCUGCAUGGAUGGCCAACACCAAGUUUUGGUGAAGUGGCUUGGACUUGACGAUGAAGAAUCGUCCUGGGAACCUGCGGCGAAUUUGCUGGACGACAUUCCAGUCUUAUUUCGCAAGAGGGCGGCGGCGAACAAGGAAGACCCUGCCGUGGCCGUCCUCAUCAAGACACUGGACUUUCCGUAG
Messenger RNA from Aphanomyces astaci, 4032 nucleotides. RefSeq lists its product as hypothetical. NCBI's taxonomy places the organism in Eukaryota, Oomycota, Saprolegniomycetes, Saprolegniales, Verrucalvaceae. The record is from RefSeq and is a predicted model, not a curated record. Bases 1 to 4032 code for a protein of 1343 amino acids. The transcript is spliced from 5 exons.